Molecule: messenger RNA, 990 nt
Organism: Eremothecium sinecaudum
Lineage: Eukaryota; Fungi; Ascomycota; Saccharomycetes; Saccharomycetales; Saccharomycetaceae
Gene: PTP1
Product: tyrosine protein phosphatase PTP1
Exons: 1
Coding region: 1-990 (329 amino acids)
Biological process (GO): protein dephosphorylation
Molecular function (GO): protein tyrosine phosphatase activity
Source: RefSeq, a predicted model, not a curated record
AUGAGGCCAUGGUAUCUAAUACAAGGUAAUAAUAGGGUAACGGAGACGUUCAGAGACAUCCAAAGAGAAGAAGAUGAGAGGAUAAGAGAUGCAACUAUACACCCUGAAACUUCAAAGUGGAAGUUGGGUGUUUCAGUUGAUGCUCUAAAUGAUCGGAGGAAUCGCUACGUAAAUAUCAUGCCUUAUGAACGGAACCGUGUGAAGUUGGGUUUGGUGUCAGGUAAUGACUACAUUAAUGCGUCGUAUAUUACAAUCAAUGUUCCCGGCCAGUCUGCUGUUAAGGGGAAUUACAUAGCCACCCAGGGGCCUACGAGAAAUACUUGGCCUCAAUUUUGGCAGAUGUGUUUCCACGAGUGCCCCGAAGAGCAUAUUGUCAUCAUAUCGGUCACACCGUUAGUGGAAAAUGGUCGAGAGAAAUGCUUCCUAUAUUGGCCUACAAAGGAUGCUGGUAUGAGUACUAUUCAUGUUCCAAAGAGGCAAGCAGCUAGCAACCUUCCUAAGGAUGUUUCUGUAUUUGAGACAGAUCUUGAUGUCGAAUAUAUUUCGGAAAGCAUUGGUAACGGAUAUGUGAAAACUAACCUUGCUAUAAUACCUAGUGAUGGUACAUUUCCUAUGAAGAUUGUCCAUCACUUUUAUUUUGAUAAGUGGAAGGACAUGAGUAAGCCAGACGAGAUAGAACCUAUUUUAGAGCUUUCAAGACAUUCCCAUAGAGUAAGUUCGCCAGGAAAUCCCAUUAUUGUGCAUUGUUCAGCGGGCGUAGGUAGAUCAGGUACCUUUAUAACCCUAGAUCAUCUUAUCCAUGAUACGCUUGACUUCACGCGUGAUGAACCCGUCCAAGGUUAUCCAAAUGACUUGAUAGAGGAGAUUGUAAGACAAUUGCGGCGACAGAGACAAAAGAUGGUCCAACUCGUUGAUCAGUUUACAUUUAUUUACCAAUUUGCAAAUGCAGUGUAUGAUCAAAAACAGAGAGCGAUUAGAGAUCGUUACUGA